Leguminivora glycinivorella is the source of this 1704-nucleotide messenger RNA. RefSeq lists its product as uncharacterized. The record is from RefSeq and is a predicted model, not a curated record. The transcript has 3 exons. The coding region runs from base 317 to 1669 and encodes 450 amino acids. Gene Ontology annotation, molecular function: nucleic acid binding; zinc ion binding. NCBI's taxonomy places the organism in Eukaryota, Metazoa, Arthropoda, Insecta, Lepidoptera, Tortricidae.
UCGAUAUAAUUUUAUCGACAACCUUGGCCACAGCAAGAUGGUGGAACCGAUUACUCCUGUCGAAAAACAUUGUGCAACAAGUGGUUUGCGAGUGAAUAAUUAAAAUAAAUAUAAAGUUGUGCGGCGAAUGGGAAGUGUUGUAUUGUGUUUGAAAUAAACUAUAUAAGGCUUAAAGCGUACGAGUGCUGACGAACGUCGAGUCAGGCGUGAAGACAAAGUAUAGGCAUAAAGCCGAACGAAGUUCUCGGCUGCCUCCGGCUGCGUGAGGAAAUAGAACUCCUUUGGCCACAUAUUAGCAGAAUAAAGAAAGAACACGAUGGACAUCAUAUUAUUGAAGCGUCUUAGAACAUUUGCCAAUAGUAUAAAAGAGCAUCAAGCGAAAGCAUCAGAGCUAUGUGCGUGUCGUCCAUGGGAAGGUAAUGAAGUGGAACAAGCCGCUAUCAUUGCCUCCAAGUUACAGUCAACGCUGGGGAAAUUUCAGAGUGAUCUCUAUCAGUAUUUUAAUACAAGCACUGAUCCGAACCCUGAUGAGGUCUCGACCUUAACAGAGAUACAAUUACAAGGCGAGGAAAUUUUAGCUGAACUUAAUGCCAGAAUACAGUCCAUUAAAGAACAAGGCCAAGUUAAGUCCGACCCUGUUAAGAAUAGAAGUAAGCUACCGGAAUUAGAGCUUGUGUCUUUCCAUGGCAAUGUCCUAGAGUGGACCCAAUUUUGGGACCAGUUCAGUUCCAACAUUGAUCAAAGAAACUUGAGAGAUGUGGAUAAGUUUCUUUAUCUUAAGGCUUCCUUGAAGGGUGAAGCAAAAAUCAUAAUUGACGGUUUGGAAACCACAAACGAAAAUUAUAAAAUAGCCGUAGAUACACUUAAAGAAAGAUAUGGUAAUAGAAUACAGAUUAUUGACGCUCAUUACUCCUCCCUAUAUAAAGUUAAGAAAGCGAUGAAGCCUCAAGAUUGCAGGAAAACAUUAGAUGAAUUAGAAAGACACCUUAGAGUAUUGCAAUCCCUAGGAGAAGACACUAAUAAGAAUAACUUAAGGUUCCUUUUCAUGGAAAAAUUUCCUGAAGAUGUGAUUUAUGAGUUGAAACUGAAGUUGAAAACUGAAUCCACAGAAGAGAUAAGGAAACAGUUAAACGCUAUCAUAACGGCAAAGGAGGAUGUUGACAGAAUUAAUGCAGAGGACAAAAAUAUAGAACCUACCUUCACCACUGAAACGUUACACGUGAAAAUUAAUAAAGUUAAGGAUAAUAAUAAACAUUUGAAGAAAUUCACUGGUGAAAGGAAAUUUAAAAAUGAAUAUAAUAUGAAACCUAAAGGGAAACCCAUCAAAACCGAACCGGGUACUUCAACAUUUUCUAGCGUAGACAGAAGGAAGAGACCGUAUGAAGCCAAUAACGAAUCAAGAAAUCAAUAUCCACCUAAAAAGCGAGACAGGAAGGACUGUAUAUUUUGUCACGGUGAUCAUUUCAAUGAUAGUUGUCCGCGCUUUACAACUUUAGCUGAGAGAAAAGGCAAGUUAUCUGACCGCUGCUUCAUAUGUUUUAAAUAUGGUCACAGACAAAACACCUGCAGAACAACACAUGUCUGCCAUUAUUGUGGGGCAAGAAACCGACAUAACAGAGCAUUAUGCCCUGACAAAGAACUGCAAAAUACCACGACUACGUCUACUUAAACAACAAAAAAUCAAGAUAAACAACCAUUUUCAAA